This is a messenger RNA of Talaromyces proteolyticus, 1087 nucleotides long. Its product is annotated as ankyrin repeat protein. The record is from RefSeq and is a predicted model, not a curated record. Gene Ontology annotation, molecular function: protein binding. The coding region runs from base 340 to 861 and encodes 173 amino acids. NCBI's taxonomy places the organism in Eukaryota, Fungi, Ascomycota, Eurotiomycetes, Eurotiales, Trichocomaceae. The transcript has 3 exons.
UCUCGGAGUUUGACAUUUAACCCUGGACUUUUAUGUCAAGAUCUGUAUAUAUCUGCUUUUCUGACUGCUCUAACUUCGCCCCCUACUCCCGUUUUGGCUGUCUACUUGCCCAAUAACCGUGACUCUUCCUAAGCGCCCGCUCCCGCUCCUCUGCUUAGCCCCUCCUCCGCAUAUAACCCCUUCCACAUCGGUGCCUGUCUAAGACCAAGUGGGAGACAAGUCCAAUUCUGGGUCCAUUGCUUUGAUUUCUCGCGAAGCCGAUUCACAUUCACUCACGACCUCUCUUGCCGCAGCCACCUUUGAGAGUAUACCUCUUGUGUUCAGUCAAUCCAGGCAGCAAUGGCUGACGACGAGGGCGCUUCGCCCCGUGAAUUGGUCGUGGAGGCAUGUCGGCGGGACCAGCAACACCUCAUCGAACAAGUACUCGACGGCAUGGCCGAGAAGACAAACGAGGAGGUAGCCGAGUUUUUCAACAGCGUCAAGGACGCCUUAGGGAAUUACGCACUGCACAUCUGCGCGACAUAUGGGAGCUAUGAUGUCAUGGACGCCCUCUUCGACAUCCAAUACUUUGAAUGCGACCCAGUCACACGCGUCGACCAAGACACCCCGCUGCACGUGGCCGUCCGAUAUGCGAAUGAGCAGGACUCAGAAUUGGGCCGGGAAAUGAUCUCGAUGAUGUGCGAGGCCGGCUGUGAUCCGCGCGUGCGCAACAAACACGGCCAGAAGCCAGUUGAUUUGGUAUACGGAGAUCACACAGAGAUCAAGUCUGUUCUGCAAAAGGCAGAGUACGUCUUGAAUGAGAACAUACAUGCGGAUGAAGAUGCGGAUGAAGGGGCUGGUAGUGCUAGCGAUAGCGAGUAGAGCAGGAAUUGGUUACUUUCAGAUAUAUAUUGCUUUAGCAACGGUAACGUGCUCUUACAUACAGUAUCAUGACUUUUACGAUUCUAGCCUAUUUUCUACUGGAUCCGGACACUACUGUGUGAGGUGUUUACUUAUUUACUAUGGAUGAAGAGGUUUCGUACAGGUGACGAUUAUCUCGAAUAGAUUUCAUUCUACUAUGAUCAAUUGGUACGCGGAGAAUCCGGAC